This is a messenger RNA of Cornus florida, 1714 nucleotides long. RefSeq names its product solanesyl diphosphate synthase 3, chloroplastic/mitochondrial. NCBI's taxonomy places the organism in Eukaryota, Viridiplantae, Streptophyta, Magnoliopsida, Cornales, Cornaceae. Gene Ontology annotation, molecular function: prenyltransferase activity. The coding region runs from base 165 to 1424 and encodes 419 amino acids. The transcript has 12 exons. Gene Ontology annotation, cellular component: transferase complex. Gene Ontology annotation, biological process: isoprenoid biosynthetic process; ubiquinone biosynthetic process. The record is from RefSeq and is a predicted model, not a curated record.
UAACAUAUAACUAAGCUCUAGUCUUCUCUCUCCUCAAACCCAGGGUUUCGUCUUUGACCGCCCCUCCCCUCCCCCGUUCCCCUCUCUCUCUCUCUCUCUCUACAAAUCUCACUCCCUCUCUCACCACCUCGCAUUCUAUAGACAUAUUUUCUUCUUCACAGGAGAUGUUAUUUUCUAGAGGACUUUCUCGGUUUUCGAGAACCAGCUUGAGCCGCUGCCGAUGGCUUCUCUCAUUUCCUCGUGAUCAGCAAUUGGUCCAUUCCAAUAACUUCCACUCUCGGAUACAUUCCACCGGAAAGGUUUUGGGUUGCAGAGAAACUUAUUCAUGGGAUUCACGUGCCUUUCAUGGUGUUGGGCAUCAAAUUUAUAACCAGAGUAGCGCCAUUGACGAGGAGCAUCUGGACCCAUUUUCCCUUGUUGCCGAUGAACUAUCAAUUCUUGCCAAUAGAUUGCGGGCAAUGGUAGUUGCUGAGGUCCCAAAACUUGCUUCAGCUGCCGAGUACUUCUUCAAGAUGGGGGUGGAAGGGAAGAGGUUUCGACCUACGGUUCUAUUGUUGAUGGCAACAGCUUUGAAUGUACAUAUUCCUGGGCCAGCUCCUGAUGGGGUUGUUGACACUUUAUCAACAGAAUUACGUACAAGGCAGCAGUGUAUUGCUGAGAUUACAGAGAUGAUCCAUGUGGCUAGCCUUCUUCAUGAUGAUGUAUUGGAUGAUGCAGAUACAAGACGCGGCAUUGGUUCACUAAACGCUGUCAUGGGGAAUAAGUUAUCCGUAUUGGCUGGAGAUUUCCUGCUUUCUAGAGCUUGUGUGGCACUUGCAUCUUUAAAGAACACAGAGGUUGUAUCAUUACUAGCAACAGUUGUAGAGCAUCUUGUUACAGGUGAAACCAUGCAAAUGACUAGUACAUCUGCACAACGUUGUAGCAUGGAAUAUUAUUUGCAAAAGACAUAUUACAAGACUGCAUCAUUGAUUUCAAACAGCUGCAAAGCAAUUGCCCUUCUAGCUGGGCAAACUGCAGAAGUAUCAAUGUUGGCUUAUGAGUAUGGCAAAAAUCUGGGACUGGCAUUUCAAUUAAUAGACGAUGUUCUUGAUUUCACAGGCACAUCAGCUUCCCUUGGAAAGGGUUCUUUAUCUGACAUCCGCCAUGGAAUCGUAACGGCUCCGAUAUUAUUUGCCAUAGAGGAGUUCCCUCAGUUGCGUGCAAUUGUUGACCGGGGAUUUGACAGCCCAGCGGAUGUGGAUCUUGCUCUUGACUACCUUGGAAAGAGUCGUGGAAUACAGAGAACGAGAGAAUUGGCCACAAAGCACGCCAACCUUGCUUCAUCUGCAAUUGAUUCGCUUCCUGAGACCGAUGAUGAGGAUGUUCGAAAAUCAAGGCGCGCACUCGUAGAUCUUACUCACAGGGUCAUUAAGAGAACGAAGUGAAGAAGACAUCAGGAGUUUCCAAAGUGAUCAGAAGUGUAUGAAAGUUUUGUUCAAUUUUCUUAUAGUGUUACUUCUAAGGUGGCGAACAAUAUUCCACAUCUAAUUCAUUAAAUAUUCUUUUAAUUAUUACAAUUUUUGUCUUCAAAUAAUUAUUGUGAAAACAAACACUCAUAUUGUGGAGUAAUUGUAACCCUUGGUGACAUUUAGCAGAUGCAACACUUGGUGAUUGUUCAUUAAGGGGGAAAAAAAGAUGUAGCUGAAUGCAAGGAGCCAAUUAGUUAAGAUGCCUA